Ostreobium quekettii is the source of this 1407-nucleotide messenger RNA. NCBI's taxonomy places the organism in Eukaryota, Viridiplantae, Chlorophyta, Ulvophyceae, Bryopsidales, Ostreobiaceae. The record is from the annotation of a GenBank genome assembly.
AUGGGCCUGGGGGACGUCUACGAGGAGGGCCGCGCCUGGGUGGCGGACCACCUGCGCUUCGACUCCGCCAAGGGCGUUGUGUCCUUCUUCGAGGCCACCAUCCGCCUGCUUGGGGGCCUGCUGUCGGUGUACUAUCUGACCGGGGACCGCCUGUUCCUGGAGAGGGGUGUGGACCUGGGGGACAGGCUGCUGGGCGCGUACAAGGGCAGCCCCACGGGCCUGCCCCUGGCCACGCUCAACCUCAGCAGCCUGGAGGCCUGGAACCCCUCCUGGGGCCGCAACCUGACCUCCUUGUCCGAGGCCACCACCGUGCAGCUGGAGAUGGCGGCGCUGAGCAGGCUGACGGGCGACGCCACGUACGCGGCCACGGCCGAGCGGACGAUGGACGUCAUCUUCGGCACGCCCAGCCUGAUGGGCCAGCGGCCGUUCUUCCUGGACACCUACACGCUGGAGCCCAGCGGGGGCUACGGCUACGGGGCGCGCGGCGACUCGUACUACGAGUACCUGCUGAAGCGCUGCAUCCAGGCGCAGGCGCUGGGGGAACCGGAGGAGGUGGUGGCCAAAUACAGGGACAACUGGUUGCUGUCGGUGCGGGGCCUGAGCGCCCUGCUGGUGGAGGAGUCCCAGCCCAGCGGGCUCAAGUUCCUAGCGGAGCUGGCCAGGGUGAACAACAGCCAGAUCCCUAAGAUGGACCACCUGGCGUGCUUCACGCCGGGGAUGUUGGCCCUGGGGGCCAGGAAGGUGGGCGGGGAGAAGGCGGGGGAGUACUUGGAGCUGGCGGGUGACCUGGUGCGCACCUGUGUGCAGUUCUACAGCAGGCAGUGCACGGGGCUGAGCCCGGAGCUGGUGCACUUCCUGGAGGCUCCAGCUGAUGGCAGCUUCGAGGAUUUCACAACAGACUCAUGGCACCAUCUUCUACGGCCCGAGACUGUGGAGAGCCUAUACAUCUUGCACGAGAUAACUGGGGAUAGCCGCUACCAACAGUGGGGCUGGGACCUGUUCUGUGCAUGGGAACAGCACAGCAAGAUUCCCUCGGGCGGGUACAGUGGGCUGAGGGAUGUGCGGAAACCAGGCAGCUACAACAACGUCCAGGAAAGCUACUUUUUGGCAGAAACGUUGAAAUACCUGUACCUGCUCUUCGAUGAAUCGGGUACUGUGUCUUUGGAUCGAUGGCUGUUCAACACAGAAGCCCAUUUACUAAGCAUUGAUCCUGACUGGUGUGAGGAAUGGGCCAGGGAAAAUUUCGAGGGAUUCAUGGCAGGCAUUCCCGUGCGAUUCGAGUCGCCACUGAGCUUUUGCCGUCUGUACAUUGGGCCGGCCGAGCACAUCCUGAAGCCCUCCAAUACUUUUGAGGCAUCGUUCCUCCUGCCAUCUGGAAGGAUCGAUAUCGUCGUGCCCUUGGCAUAG